This is a messenger RNA of Psammomys obesus (fat sand rat), 3645 nucleotides long. RefSeq names its product ring finger protein 214 (gene Rnf214). The transcript has 15 exons. Lineage: Eukaryota; Metazoa; Chordata; Mammalia; Rodentia; Muridae. The record is from RefSeq and is a predicted model, not a curated record. The coding region runs from base 114 to 2219 and encodes 701 amino acids. Gene Ontology annotation, molecular function: ubiquitin-protein transferase activity.
GGUGGCCGCCAGCGGGUUGCGGGAUUCCCUUGAGCAUACUGGACUCUCCAGCCAGAUGUGCGACCCCCACCCCUCUGGCUUUGGGCUCCAGCCGCGGCGUUUCACAGUCGCAGAUGGCGGCCUCUGAGGUAGCUGGCCUUGGGGCCAGUGCCCCCAGUCCUUCGGAACCCUCUGCUUUGUGUGCUUCUAAGACAGAGGAAGUUCUUCCAGAUGGCCUAAGUCUCAAAGACUCUGCUCAGAAACAGAAGAACUCAUCUCUGCCAAGUAACCAAAUGGUCACCAAGGAGAGUAAUAGAAAUGUUCAUUUGGAACACCCAGAGCAGACUUCCAGCUCAUCAGCAGGUGAUCCUACAGCAGCGCACCAGGAAGUUUUAGGAGAAACCUUGGUAGCCACAACCUUGUGUCUUUCUGGCAGCGGAUCUCAGUCUGAUUUGAAGGACUUGACCAACCCAGCAGGAGAGGAGGGGGACACGAGCCUCCGGGAGACCCUCCAACCAGUCACUCGGUCUGUUAAAGCAGGGUGCCAUUCAAAACAACUUGCCUCCAGGAAUUGCUCUGAAGAGAAAUCCCCAGCAGCCCCCACCUUGAAGGAAGGUGGCAGGGACACAGGCUUGGAUUUCCGGCCUGUAGUGCUUCCUGCAAAUGGGGUUGAAGGAGUCAGAGCAGAUCAGGAUGAUGAUCAGGAUGGCUCUUCCUUGAAGCUCUCUCAGAACAUUGCUGUGCAGACUGACUUUAAGACAGCAGAUUCAGAGGUAAACACAGACCAAGAUAUUGAAAAGAAUCUGGACAAAAUGAUGACAGAGAGAACUCUGUUAAAGGAGCGUUACCAAGAAGUUCUGGACAAGCAGAGGCAGGUGGAGAAUCAGCUCCAAGUGCAAUUAAAGCAGCUUCAGCAAAGGAGAGAAGAAGAAAUGAAGAAUCACCAGGAGAUACUGAAGGCUAUUCAGGAUGUGACCAUAAAGCGGGAAGAAACCAAGAAGAAGAUAGAGAAGGAAAAGAAGGAGUUCCUGCAGAAGGAGCAGGACCUGAAAGCUGAGAUUGAGAAGCUUUGCGAGAAGGGAAGAAGAGAAGUGUGGGAAAUGGAACUGGAUAGACUCAAGAACCAGGAUGGUGAAAUCAACCGGAACAUUAUGGAAGAGACAGAGCGGGCCUGGAAGGCAGAGAUCCUGUCACUAGAGAGCAGGAAGGAGUUGCUGGUGUUGAAACUGGAAGAAGCAGAGAAAGAAGCAGAGCUUCAUCUGACUUACCUCAAGUCAACUCCUCCAACACUGGACACAGUUCGUUCCAAACAAGAGUGGGAGACAAGACUGAAUGGAGUUCGGAUAAUGAAAAAGAAUGUUCGGGACCAGUUUAAUAGUCAUAUCCAGCUAGUAAGGAAUGGAGCCAAGCUGAGCAGCCUUCCUCAGAUCCCUACCCCCACUUUGCCUCCACCCCCCUCAGAGGCAGAUUUCAUGCUUCAAGUAUUUCAGCCCAGUCCCUCUCUGACCCCUCGGAUGCCCUUCUCUAUUGGGCAGGUCACAAUGCCUCUGGUUAUGCCCAGUGCAGAUCCUCGCUCGUUGUCUUUUCCAAUCUUGAACCCCGCCCUUUCCCAGUCUAAACAACCUUCCCCACCUCUUCCUGGCUCACAUGGGAGAAACAGCCCUGGCUUGGGUUCCUUGGUCAGCCCUCAUGGUCCACACAUGCCUCCUGCUGCCUCCAUCCCGCCUCCCCCAGGCUUGGGCGGUAUUAAGGCUUCUACUGAAACUCCCCGGCCCCAACCAGUAGACAAACUGGAGAAGAUCCUGGAGAAGCUGCUGACUCGGUUCCCACAGUGUAAUAAGGCCCAGAUGACCAACAUUCUUCAGCAAAUCAAGACAGCACGUACCACCAUGGCGGGCCUGACCAUGGAAGAAUUAAUCCAGCUGGUAGCUGCACGGCUGGCAGAGCAUGAACGGGUGGCAUCUAGCACUCAGCCACUUGGUCGGAUCCGGGCUUUGUACCCUGCUCCUCUGGCCCAAAUCAGUACCCCAAUGUUCUUGCCUUCUGCCCAAGUUUCAUACCCUGGAAGGUCUUCACAUGCUCCACCCACCUGUAAACUAUGUCUGAUGUGUCAGAAACUUGUCCAGCCCAGUGAGCUGCAUCCAAUGGCCUGCACCCACGCGCUGCACAAGGAGUGUAUCAAAUUCUGGGCCCAGACCAACACAAAUGACACUUGUCCCUUUUGCCCAACUCUUAAAUGAUGGACCUGACUGGGGAGGAAGAAGAGGAGAAACUGAUGUGAACAGGAAGCGUGGGUUCAAGAUUUCUAAAACUCUAUAUUUAUACAGUGACAUAUACUCAUGCCGUGUACAUUUUUAUUAUAUAGGUAAUGUGUGUAUAGAAAGUCUGUAUUCAAAUGUUCGUAAGGAAAGUAUGUAUAUAAUGCAGAAACUCCUUUCCCCCUCAUCUUGCAGUUUUUUUUGGGGGGGUGGGGUGGGAUGCAGAUUGUAGGGAAUGUGAUGUUUAAUUUGGCCUUGAAAUCAUGAUCUCUACAUAGAGCUGUUGUCUAAUCCAUCUAGGAAGCUGCUGUUGCUCUAAGGCUACCCUGCUUUGGUUUGGCUCAGCCUCUAGUCAUUUUUGUAAGGCUCAUGUAUGCAGAUUUGAAGCCUGGUGCUCACCUGCUGUCCAACCAGAUGCCUUGCAUUGCAGGGGCCUCUAGAAGCCUUGGUGUUGUUUUAGCCACUUUACUCCAAUGGAUAAAAUGAUACUGGUUGAGGGGGAAAAAUGUAACUGAUAGUUUGAUCUUUCAUUGAACAUUUUACUGUGUUAAUGCUCAUUAUUUAUACAUUGAUAUCAGGUAUACAGAAUAUUCUGUUUUAUGUCAGUAAAAUCCACAGUCCAAGAACAACAUAAUCAGGUCCCAUUUCUCCCACCAUCUUCUGUCUGUUCUAUUCCAUGGAUAGAAAAGCACAAUUCACAGAUUUUUUUUUUCCCCUGCCAAGCCACCAUCCCUUGUUGCCACUGGCUUGGCAUCCACUAAGCACUAAGAGGCCAGGCUUGCAAAGUGCUCACCCUUUCCAUUCCUCUGGUCUCCUAAUCUAGCUAUCCCCUCCCACCAAGGGUUAAGGCAUUUGGUUCACAACCAAGUGGUUUGGUGACGUGGGUGAGCUCCAGGCACUGGGGUGAGAUGUCUGUGCAAAAUUACUUGCAGAAUAAUCAUGGGGUAUUGGACUUUCAUUUGUGAAGCAAGAAAGCUAAGGGGGACACAUUCCCUGUCUAGGGAAAAAUGGAGACAAUGUGAGAUGAAGAGAGUGGGACUUGACAGUCAUAAGCCAUGUUUUGUAGACUCCCAUCUGUGGUGAGAUAGUUUCCCACCUCUGCUUAUUGAGGACUUGUGGUUUUCAUGUCUGGGACAACUGUGGCUCUGAGAACAUUGAAUCUUUUCCAAUCUUUAUCUUUACUCCUACAGGAAAUGGCUUUAAUUGCCUUCUUUUUCAGAAUUAAACAAGUAUUAAUUGAGGAAAAAAAAAAACUGGAUCUGGGGGAAGGGCAAUAUUAUGUUAUCAACAAUUGAUGUUCCCCAUUCUGGGGCUGGGAAAUGCUUGUUGAAUCUAGCAGUUUGUAUUAGGAUAGCAAAGACUUUCUCCUUUCUGAGCUAACUAAAUUCUCUUCUGUUUUUCUUCCUUG